AUGCCUGGACUGCCGAGAGUACUGCCUGGUAAUGGGACAGACGAGCCCACUGUCCUCAUCACCACACAAAAAGUUGCUUCUUUGGAAAGUGUGCAAUGGCAAUUGAACAACGUGAAUCUAGAUCAGACAAUGGACUUACUGGAGGAGAUUUUUGCUUCCUCAAUUGUAGACAGGGUCCACAAGACUGUUUUCAAUAGCAGUUGGAAAAAGUCACCCAGCACUUCAGGUUUCACUCAAAACAACAUUUUCCAGGAUGAAAGCUGCACUUCACUACCAUUUCCUCCCCUUCCUGCAGUCAUUCAAGAGUCCCAUGCACCUGCUGUGACUCGUCAAAAUAUAUCAACAACUGCAAGAUGCACCACUCCACGACCUGCACCAACUUUAGCUGAAGUUUUACAGUGUCCCAACUUUGAGACUUGGUAUCUAGGACAAGACUGCUCCGUUACAAGUGCUACAGCAGCACCUAGUCCUCAGCGUACUCAUUGGCAGCCCCUGCCCAUGACUCCAUCUAGUGGACUAGACUGCUCCGUUACAGGUUCUGCUACUACUCAUCAGCAGCCCACACCCACUUCUAUAUCUUCAGAGUUGUCUGUUGAGACCACUGGAGUUAUGGCUGUGCAGGAAGCACCUCAUGAACCCGCAUCUCACUUUGAUUCCAAACAAGAAGCCAGUGAUUGGCGCUUCUUCAGAGUCUGGGUGCCGAACAAUGUCAACAUCCAAAUCCAAAUGGCCGACAAGAACUGCCUUCGUGAGAAUGUUAAUGAACUUUGCAUGUUGUGUGUGAAGGUUACACAUGCGAACCCUAAGGCAUUACAAAAGGAUGUCAAUGCAACGUUCAAAACAAUGCAGACUGAGUGGACUAGCAUCCAAGCACGUACAGGCCUCAAGGGAAUGUAUAUUGCGGUCGGGUCAUUCAUCAAAGAUGUUCUUGGCAUGGAGCCAAAGUGCUUUGCACUCAAAGUUGAGUCCUGGGUAGUUGGAAAUUUCGAUAGUGCUAGCACAGCCAGCCAACGACUGUCAUUGACAAAACUUAUUAGCCUGUGUCGCCAGCACAUCCAGGACAGACUUGAUAUUAUUCUUCCUACUUUGAGUCAUCCACCAAAAAAGAAGGUCAAAAUGAAUUACGAUAAUUAUGAAGGCAAGAUUGUGGAAACUUACAGCAUUGCACUGGGAAAUUUUCCUGGCAUUAUUCAAAAUCCUGGAAAGAUUGGGUGUCGCAAAGACUUGGUCAAGCUGUAUGACUUACUUUUCAGUGGAACAUGCUCAUGGAUGAAGCUCACAAGUGAUGAGCUUAUGGAACGUGUUGCCAAGAACAAGGAAUGCCAGGCACAUGGUGAACAAAUCUAA
This is a messenger RNA of Suillus subalutaceus, 1347 nucleotides long. RefSeq lists its product as uncharacterized. The transcript has 9 exons. Lineage: Eukaryota; Fungi; Basidiomycota; Agaricomycetes; Boletales; Suillaceae. The coding region runs from base 1 to 1347 and encodes 448 amino acids. The record is from RefSeq and is a predicted model, not a curated record.